This is a messenger RNA of Cottoperca gobio, 1381 nucleotides long. Its product is annotated as monoacylglycerol lipase ABHD12-like. Gene Ontology annotation, cellular component: endoplasmic reticulum membrane. Gene Ontology annotation, molecular function: monoacylglycerol lipase activity; phosphatidylcholine lysophospholipase A1 activity. Gene Ontology annotation, biological process: monoacylglycerol catabolic process; phosphatidylserine catabolic process. The transcript is spliced from 13 exons. The record is from RefSeq and is a predicted model, not a curated record. The coding region runs from base 174 to 1235 and encodes 353 amino acids. NCBI's taxonomy places the organism in Eukaryota, Metazoa, Chordata, Actinopteri, Perciformes, Bovichtidae.
GUCCGUCAAGCAGUGCUACUUUAACAACCCGAGGUACCUCCCCUUCCGCGUGAUUAAACUGUACUUUGUACAUACUUUUUAUUUGCCAAGUGACCGAGAAAAACAGCAUAGUGGGCCAGGGGUUAGGAUACAUUUUAAAGUGCAUUUACUUGAAUAAUUAAUACGGACUUUACAUGACGAGAAGGAGGAUCGUCAAACAGGAGGGUUCAUCCUCCGCAGCCAGCAGAAUUCAGAGGUCUGCCAGAGUCCAGAAGGAGAAGACACCGUCCCGAUGGUGGCUGAAAAGAGGCUUAUUGGUUCUCUUUGUUAUCGUAAUGUUGGUGCCUUGCUUGCAGAGAACACUCCCAGGAUUAAUCCAGCACCUUGUUUUCACUCACAGAAUCAGGGUGCCGUUCUUUGUUGACCUCAGCCGACCCUCUGAUCUCUCCCUUAAUCACACCAUCAACAUGUACUUAACAUCAGAGGAAGCAAUCUCCCUUGGCGUUUGGCACACUGUCCCUGAAAGUCAGUGGAAAGAAGCACAGGGGAAGGACUUGGCAUGGUACCAGAAGACUUUAAGGGAUGGAAGUCCAGUUUUCAUAUAUCUUCAUGGGGACACAGGCACAAGGGCAGAAACUCAUCGGGUUGGAGUGGCAAAAGUAUUGAGUGCACUUGGUUACCACGUGCUGGUGCCUGACUACAGAGGGUUUGGAGAUUCCACCGGGGAGCCGACUGAAGCCGGUCUGACCACCGAUGCCCUCUACCUGUACAACUGGGUGAAAGCACGCAGCGGAAACAGCCUGGUCGUCAUCUGGGGACACUCUCUUGGCAGCGGAGUGGCCACUAACACUGCAGUUAAACUGCUUGAGAAAGGCGAGGGGUUUGAUGGUGUGAUUCUGGAGGGGGCAUUCAACUCUGCUGGAAAGGAACCAGUUAAAGGUUUUCGCUGGUAUUACUGGAGGGUUCCAGGCUUGGGGUACUUUUUCCCAGAGCCAGGGGCAGAAAAUUUGAUGGUCUUCCCUUCUGAAAAAAAUUUGAAGAGAAUGAGAUGCCCACUCCUUUUCCUUCAUGCAGAGGACGAUCACUUAGUCCCCAUUCAGGUUGCUCAGCAGAUGUAUGAGGUAGCAGCGAGUGCCCAGAAUGCAGAGCGAGUCAAGUUGGUGUCAUUUGACGGUUCUCGAGGAUAUCUGCACAACGGCUUAUACAGAGACCCCCUUCUGCCUGACAUCCUACAGGAGUUUGUGCUUUCGUUGUAAUGUUGGAAAGACGACUGAAGCAGAAGACUUCAGAUCCACAGCGCUGCUUUCAUUUGAUCGCAAUCUACGUUCAAAUGUUUUGCUUUUGUCUUUACAGCUGCAUGUGGGCAUACAUAUUUGAUUUACUUUAAAAAUCUGAUCCAAAA